Messenger RNA from Drosophila erecta, 1476 nucleotides. RefSeq names its product LEM domain-containing protein Bocksbeutel. NCBI's taxonomy places the organism in Eukaryota, Metazoa, Arthropoda, Insecta, Diptera, Drosophilidae. The record is from RefSeq and is a predicted model, not a curated record. Bases 115 to 1170 code for a protein of 351 amino acids. The transcript has 2 exons.
UAGAAGGUCUCCGUUGGAACCCAUCCUAUCGCUGCCGUGCCAUCGCUAAUAGCAACAGCAACAAUCGUGACGACAUUGCUAUUUUUGUUUUGAGUUUCACCACGGCGAGAAAGAAUGUCGGACCUUGCUUACCUGGACACGUUGGGCAACAAGGAGCUGCUGGCCAAGUGCCUGGAGUAUGGCCUGCCCGGAGUUCCUGUCACGGACAGCACACGAAGCGUCAUCAUUCGCCGGCUAAAGGCCGCCAUUACCGGGGUUCCACUUAACAAAAGCAAAUCUGCAAGUAAGAAAGCAACUCCAAGGCGUGAAACUGUACACGGUAGCCAGGUAACGACGCCCACAUCGGAGCCAGUACGUCGUACACCCGGCAGGAGUGCAGGCCUCACCAAAACCAACAAUAACAAGAUCAGCGAGCAAAGUCGACGCACAAUCGCCUAUGGACUAGACAACACUUCAAUCUCGGGAAGAUCUGUGCAAACUACUACCACGGUGUCGGAUGUGGGCUCCCAGUCGGAGGACGAUGACUACUACAUGGUGGACUCACCGGGUCUUAAGUACGCCCAGGACCAAGGGCCUAGACGCUCUGUUUCUCUAACCAAAUCCGGAGUUCUGACCACAUCGUACACUCGCGAAGUUGACCAGCCGCUGUACGAACAGGAGGAUAUACCACGCAGCUACACGUACGAAAGACCCCAUGUGCCAGCCGCUACUCUUCACACACUUCCCACAUACGAACCACGCAUCGAACCGUCGAGCUACAGACGCACAGAUUUGGGUUUCUCGCGUCCCCUACUGACCCAAACCAAUUUAAACUCUACCAGCUACCAGGAGGUAUCGGCAUUCAACCCAAAAGUUCCAUCUGUUUCGCCAAGAAACACUUUCAGCGGAUCUGCUAUGCCUUUUGGUGGCCCACCACCAGCUCCAGCACCCAUUCGCCAGCGAGAGAGUUUUCCAGUAAGUGGAUCCAACCUGGCCCGUGGUCGCCUGCUGCAGCCGACUACCGCAGUAAACACACUAUAUCCGCAACUGAAUCAGUUCUACGAUCAACCGGACAACGCUGGUGAGCCCAUGGACACAGAGAGCGAGUCCGAAGCUGAAGAACCACCCAUUAGAAGACAUUUCCAAAAUAAGCGCUUAUCGCCGCAGUCCAGAAAGCCUCUGUGUCAGUGAUGCUGGCCACCAUGGUGUACGUGGUAUUGACGCCCAACGCCUGAGAAGCGUUCAUAUCAGGGUACAACAUUUGGUUUUGGAUACUUCACGCAUUUUUACCCCAGACUACAAAGAAGGCAUAUUUACGAAGACUUUGCACCUUAAGACUACUUUAAAUCCCAAACAUGUUCAAAACUAACAAAUAUUCAAUUCUUUAUCCAAGUCUUUAAUUGCUUGUUCUCGCAUAUUGUUUCUUUUUAUACAUAAUUAGAAAAAUGUACUACAUUAUAAUUAUUGUAUUGUAUUAAAUAAACCCAUUAAAUGUAA